CUUAACUAUUUCGAUUUUAUAUCCUAAUGAAUUAUUACAAUGUUUCUCAAUUUCUAUUGGAAAAAUCCUGCUUCGUGGAUAAAUUUCUAAGGGUGUGUAACAUUGAUGCCAGCCGUUUUAGUUCGUGUUGCUAUAAGUUCUAGUACUAAAGUAACACUAGUGGACUGGUUCCCCAUUUGUAGUUGUCCGAAAUGGGCUUAAUUAGAGUUAAAUUUAAUUGAGAUCAGAAACAGAAACUCAUGUUCAUCUCCAUAUUUGUUUCACAUUGCAGCCUGAUUGCAUCCGAUAAAUUUUGAUGUGUAGCCCUGGUAAAUUACCGUUUAGAUAGACAGUGGAGACCUUAUAUGUUCGGUAAUGAGUUUCAUUUACAGCUUGUACGAACCACAAUCUAUUGUUGACUUUAGUAAAUUUCUGAUAGCUAUGGCUAAUGCGUUGUGCGAUUUCAUCCCAAGACUCAAAUGAGACUUACCUUGCUCAGUCUUUGGGAAGUAUGUGUGUACAUGUUUAUCUCUUCCUUAGUAGUAACCGCUCAGGUUCUGACUACAUUGUAGGGGAUCUUCGUCAACUCGGGUGGCAGAGAUAUUUGUUCUUCAAUCAUUGCCUACCUUGAGGUGCAAUGUUGGCUAUUGUAGGAGUAAAUCAGAGGAAAAUUAGGCCCUGCUAGACCAAGAUGGGACGUGGGUUCAUGACGCCAUUGACUGUUGGACUUAGUCUCAUUGGUUGGCACAGACUAUCUGGUUGGAGUCCUUUAACCAGUGGUUAAAGAUGUUCGAUUACAUGAAUCGAAACUAUUCAUCGUGCCGCAUUCACACUGUCUUCCUUAGAUCCUGAAUUUUGAAGUUGUUUUAUACUUAUGUUCCAUGAAUUCGUAUUUCCUUCGAUAAUCAUAUAUUCUGUGUCUAUUUUUCUUACUUCUGAUACUGUUACUACUGCUAUGCUGCGUAGUAACCUGAGCUGAUGCACAUAUGUACCGGGUUCUACGUUGUUUACGAAUGACUGAAGGUCACAUGUUACGAUAGAUUACACAGCUAGUUGUUUUAUCCAUUCCAUGUUAUCGGAGUUAAGUGGGUUUUGUCGGUUUUGGCAUUCUGAGAUCAUCCAGGAAGAUCUCAAACACCUCAAAAAAGCUAGAAGUGUUAAGAAGAACGAUAAGAAAAUAUAAAUAUGGUGAACCCAACCCAACAGACCGUUUUAACUAUUUUCUCUACCUGAGUAUUGUAUUCAACCGACUCCUAUCUUAUGUUUACGGUCAUUAUAUGUACCUAGUUGACAGUAACAUCUCUGCUCACUACAUAUUUAUUUGAUUUGUGGAUCGUUGGUUUAGCUACGUUACUUUUAAUUGGCGGAUUCAAUCGUCUCCUUAUCUUCCAAGCGUUGGAUAACCAGCAUCACUGAUACUCAGAAUAAAUCAUAAUUAUUACCGUGUACAGUAACCUGUACAUAAUUUAUAAUUUACAUGAUUUUUAGUGGUCUCAGUUUAUGUGCCGCACUAUAUUGGUAGCUUAAACAGUAAUUUUUAUGAAUUGUCUACUUCCGUUCUAAGGAGAGUUUUUAGUUUAGUCACAUACUAACCAUACAUUUAUAAAUCCAUGGCCCCUUCCAUCUAUUAGAGUUAAGGGAACCAAAUACUAUCUAACUCAGAGUGUAAUUUCCGAGAUUAAUGUGUGGUAUAAUCGUCAUAAAUAUUCUCCAAGUUUUCUGCUCAUUCAUUUAAUUACUUUGUUUAUUACUAUUAUUAUAAUCGCUAAUGUUCUAUACAUUUUUUGCAAGGUAAUGUCUCAUAAAAAUACGGAUUUUGUGAUAGUGAAAUUUGAUUAUGAGGCAUCAGAUAGUCAUGAGCUUGGAAUUCAAAAAGGUGAAAAAUUAACACUUAUCGAUGAUAGCCAACAUUGGUGGAAGGUGAUGAAUUCCUUUGGAAAGACUGGCUAUGUCCCUAGCAAUUAUGUCAAGCGUUCAAAACAAGGUAUAUUUUCAAGUUUGCGAAAUACUCUGGGACGCCGGAAAAAUCGUCAGGAAGGUACAAGCACUAGACAGUCCAAUCCUUCUUCACCUACCCCGGAUGGGAGUAAUGGCUUUUCAGCUUUUGAUUUACGACACGAAAGUGCAGAGUCCCUUGGAGCUAAAGUUGUCAGCACAUCUGCGUCUACAAGCAUUUUAAUUCCUCCAAGUCAAGCAUUUGCGGAUAUGAGACUUCAGGAAGGAAUCUCUGACAGCUUUUCUAUCCCCUUAAAUAAUCAGAUAUCCGUUCAACACGCGAAAAGAUUUCAAGAUGCAAAUAAAACGGUUGAUAGUGAAUCAGUUAACUGGCUGUCGAAAUCUGAUGCAAGACAAGCUUACCCCCAGCAUUCCAUACCAAAUUUUCAAAAUGGACAUGGCGCUGUAAAUGUUUCCUUAUCACUGUUCCAGCAAACUACUAAUAUUAUGACAGGAACUUUAAAUAAUACGUCCUAUUUUGGCACUGGAACUGGUUUAGGUCGUCAAAUAUGUCAAGCACGUUUCAAUUACCCUGCUUGUCAACCAGAUGAAUUGUCAAUUGAAAGAGGCGAUAAAAUUCGUGUUUUGGAAAAAAGUUCAGAUGGUUGGUGGCGUGGUAUUCUAAUUACCGAAGGUAAACCACAGCGAAUGGGAUGGUUUCCAUCAAAUUAUGUCACAUUGGAUUUAUCAAAAAAUCUGAAUAGAUCUGGAAGUAGUUCACAACCCAGUAUAUUAAAUUCAAGUACACUUAAUCGGGAUGCAAAUGAUUUGUCUGUACCAAACAUUUCAAAUACUCAAGAUCAAAUUCCUACUCAAUACUUAGCUUAUCAAUAUUAUGAACAACAACAUUCUCUGAAUCCUGGUUCUGUUACAGAAAACCAACAACAAGUACAUCAACAACCGCAAUUACUAGUACGUAAUAACGACCCACCUAGUCAUGAAGGUCAGCAACAGCAACAUGAAACUGUUGUAACUCUUUACCCAUUUGUACGUAGUCAUGUAGCAGAGCUGUCUUUUGGUGAAAACGAGGUCUUGGAAGUACUUAACAAACCUCCUGAUGAUCCAGCUUGGUGGCAUUGUCGUAAUACUCGUGGUGAAAGUGGUCUGGUACCGCAUAAUUAUGUUACUGCUUUCACAACACCAGCAAUUGCAACUACAACACUAAGCAAAUCAUUCGGUUCAAAUCACAAGCCAUUAUCUUGUCAGUCUACAAAUUUUGGCCAUUCUAUUCGAAGUAACCAGGUGUCUGCGACUAAUUCAAGUUAUACAGUAACAAAUAAGUCACAGACUACUGAUGGAGAAACAUUGAGGCUAAGUUAUGCUACACAGUCUAGUACAGGUUGCUUACAUAUAAAUCGACCAUGGUUCUGGGGUAUUAUUUCACGCGCUGAAUGUGAAGAGAUGUUAGGUAAACAUUCUUUACCUGGUGAAUUCAUCGUUCGCGAUAGUGAGUCACAUCCUGGGGAUUUGACUAUAACUAUCAAUGCAGGCAAUAAAACAAGAAAUUUCAAAGUACAUGUUGAGAAAGGACAAUAUCAUAUUGGUCAGAAAGUAUUCAAUUGUAUUGAUGAUCUCAUCGAGCAUUAUGGUAGUCAUCCAAUAUUUAAAAACGAACAUGAGAAACAUUAUCUUACGCAACCUUUUGUUCAUCCUGGUGUUAAAUCAGUGAUCCCUUACGAAAGUAAUAAUAAUAGUAAUAGUUUUAGUAAUAUUACGUCCACUACUCCAACUAAAAGUAUUAACACUGUAUCGUCAGUAUCAUCGACGUGUUUUCUUCCAGUUUGUGGUAGUAGUGGGAACACCCCAACCUAUCAUCAUUCUAUUACUGCUUCACACGGUCGUUAUUCUUAAACUUUCUACUUUUGUUUCGAGAAAAAGUUUGUUUUCUGCAAUAAUUCUGAUUUUUCUUGUUCUGUUUUUACUACUCACCACCAAUGUAAUUGCUCUGCUUACGAUUAAUUUAAUUUAUUGUUUAUUUAGAAUGGAAUUGUUGUUAGAUAAAAAUGAAAUCGUUGUCAAGCGUAUAUAACGUUAUCUUUCAGAUUGAGUGGUUUUCAUCUGAUUAUUUGAUUACAUUAGGAGUUGGAGUAUAAUCGCUUCUCUGUUAUCAUGCAUACACACCCACACUUCAUGUUUCCCUAUUUAAUUCAGAAACACUUCAGUAUUGUCUCUCACCGGUGCUGUCAUGCUAUAUAUAUCCUGGGGAUUUUUAUUAUCGAAAACCUACUACAUGUUUAUUGCAUGUAAUUACUUCUAACACAUCAACUUGUGUUGACACAUAUUUUCUACUCAGUUUUUUCACUUCUGCUAAUUAACUUUGGGAUAUUAAUAGAUUUUACUUCCAUAAAUCAAAGCAUUAUCAUACUCUACAUUUUGCCACGACCUUCGUCCAUAAUUCCUCUAAAUUUAAUCUUUGGUAGUAACUCUGAGGCUUGUGACUGUUGUUCACAGUGUUCAUACCAAUCCAAUUAGCAUUAUUACUCAACAGCAUCACUAGUAGUUAUAAAACUUUGAGGUUUAUAAUAGAAAUCAGGUGUUCAUAACCAGAAAAUUGUCAUCCUUUGUAAAGAUAUUAUCGUUUUAUGUCAUAAUUUUUAUCUAGUUGUAAGUCUGCUAGAAAAUUAAACUUGUGUGCGUGUGUUAGUUCUUCAGUUUUAGUGGGUUUUCACAUUCUAUGCAAUUCAUUCACAGUCUUUGUUCAUUUUUGUUUGAGAAACAAAAACAAAAUUAAUUGUCUUGAUUUUUCUUUCUGAUUUAGUUUUUACGUAAUUUUUACUUGAGUUAUAUUCUUUCUUAUCUUCACUACCUGAUCAUGAAUACAUCUCUAUGUACACAUAGAAAGACCUGUAUUGAAGAGCCAUUUAACACCGCUGAAAUUUCAACACGCCUAGUUAUGAUAAAGUUACUGUAGUUGUAUGCCUUCGUUCUCCAUUGAUCCUCCAUUUUCUUUUUUUUGUUUUUUGUACCUCUACUUCUGCUGUUUUAUUAAUUUUGCUUUUUGUUUGAUGUCGAAAAUAAAACAAUGGAAUGUGUUAAAUGGAUUAUUAUCAUCAUUGUUGAAUAAUUUAUAUUCUAAUGCUUGAAAGUUCUCCUUAUUGCGUUCUUUGUAUAGUCUAUUUUUUGUGUAAUGAAUAAUGAUAAUGGUUCUUAUAUUGAAAUUUUGUCAGUUUCUGCUCAUUAAUUUUUUUCUCUAUU
Molecule: messenger RNA, 5169 nt
Organism: Schistosoma curassoni
Lineage: Eukaryota; Metazoa; Platyhelminthes; Trematoda; Strigeidida; Schistosomatidae
Source: the annotation of a GenBank genome assembly